AUAGACGCCACUGCUGCGACUGCGACUGCCAGCACCACCUAAGUAACCAUCAUGAAAUCUCUCGUAUUUGCCCUCUCAUUCCUUGGCUUCCUGUCUGUAGGGACCGCCAUCAAAUGCUACGUCUGCAACAACGGCGACCCUAACUGCGGUGAGACAUUGGCGGCUACAGCAGACGACCCUGCUUACGUCCAAGACUGCCCCAACACCAACGGCUGCAUGAAGAUCGACGCCACCCACAUUGGAACUGGUCACACGAUCGUACAGAGGAAAUGCUUGUACACCACCACAAUGCAAAAUGAGAAAUGUAACGUCUACCAACAAGGAAAUCUGAAGGGUUACCAGUGUUACUGCAAGGGGGACCUAUGUAAUUCUGGAAGUCACGUGACAACUAGCGUCGUCCUGAUGACCAUCAUGUGCGGGAUUACUAUAUUGCUGCGAUUGUUUUAAUACGAUUUUCAUUUCAUUUUCAGUUUGAAACAAAAAUUUGUUUUUUAUUUUUAUGUCCUUUUUGAAACACACAACAUUAACUUAGGCAUCUGCACAAAGUUGAGUGGAGGUAACUAUUGCCACUAUUUGGAUAUGAUACUCCUCGAUUUUGACAAAAGUAUUUCACCACAUAAAAUGGUGUGAUGUUACAAGUUUUAAUAAGCUAGUCAGUUAUGGCUUACAUUUGUUAUUUUUCCUCUGAUAGGCUACGACCUGUCAUCCAAAUUUUGCUCAAUGCUCGAAGGAUUAAUAGAGUUGAUUCAACAUUUUAAUGAUUUUAUGGGAUCAACUAUGCAACGGCAAAUAUAUCGUUUAUGCUGACACAUAUUUUUAGACAUUUGCGCAAUAAUUAAUGUGAACCUUUUAAGAAUGGCGGCUUAUUUCAGAAUGAAGAAUGUUUCAUCCCUCUCUGAUAUUUCCGUUAUCAUUUAUAGAUGCAAAUAUCCGCCCAAGGGGAUUAUGUUAUGUUGACAACAAACAUUUAAAAGCACAGUGGUGUUUGUGUAGCUUUUUGUGCGUAAACAUAUGGGAAUAAAUAGAAGUUAAUUUUUACUUACAUCAAAUGAUAUAUUGAUGAAUAGAUACAUAUUUACUCCAGGUAGCUAGUUAAGCCUACGACAACUUUAUAACUUAACCUUAAUGAUUUGCACCUGAUGUAUUUUAUUGAUAUAUGCUUAGAGGGGCUUCACAAAACCCAUGUCUUCCAUUCGUGAAUAAGCAAGGAUUGUAAUCUGUUUAUCGUCAACCCAUUUCAACAUUUCAGAUAGGUAUAGAGACACUAUCAAAUCAGCUGUUCUUGUUUUCUUUUAUGCGCCCUAAUGAUCACUAAUCUAUGCAAGGUUUGAAGGAUAGGAAUUUAUACCUAUUUCUAAGUUUUAAGAUAUACACAUACAACGUAAUAGUUUUUGCACGAAAUAAUGUCCAAUUGUAUACACGGUAGUGUAGCUGCAGGAGAAAGGUGUUUAGCGUUUUAUUCAAGUGACAGUUUUAGAGACCCAUAUUUAGCGAAAUAUUUUAACGAAAAUCGCAACAAUCUUUGUCUUCCAGUUGUUGUACAUAGAUUUGAAUAAACAUUCAAUGCUAAUGAAUUAUAUUUCAAUA
Molecule: messenger RNA, 1587 nt
Organism: Lingula anatina
Lineage: Eukaryota; Metazoa; Brachiopoda; Lingulata; Lingulida; Lingulidae
Biological process (GO): positive regulation of voltage-gated potassium channel activity; regulation of synaptic transmission, cholinergic; sleep
Source: RefSeq, a predicted model, not a curated record